Molecule: messenger RNA, 2571 nt
Organism: Vespa mandarinia (Asian giant hornet)
Lineage: Eukaryota; Metazoa; Arthropoda; Insecta; Hymenoptera; Vespidae
Product: casein kinase I
Biological process (GO): protein phosphorylation
Molecular function (GO): ATP binding; protein kinase activity
Source: RefSeq, a predicted model, not a curated record
UUGCUCCCCCCCUCCCUCUCUAACUCUCCUCUAUCCCUCUUUUCCUCUCAUACAUUCACUGUUUCUCUCUCUUUCUUUCUUACUCUCCUUGUUCGUGACGCAUCGUAUCCCCGCAACAUCGGUUCACAGUUACUUCGUGCUGCUUCUAGGUUUAAGCGAAAGGGAAAAUGUCGACGGGCUGGUGGGGUACGUCGUACCAGCAGUGAUUUUUCCUACUAUAUUCCGACGUUCACCACGGAAUAAAGGAAAUUUCGUAUCCUAAACGCCUUCGUGGCACAUUGAAAUCGUCAAGACGUCACUAGAUAUCUUCAGGCGUAAGCUAAAAAGCUCUGAUCUAAGAAAAGAGAUAUUCCAACGGUAGUUUAGGAUCGAGUGAGACUGCCUGCUACUUUUCCCUUUUGCUAGGACCGUGCGCAGGGAGAACAGGAAAGCGUCGUCGAACUAAAGAAGCGUAAAGAAGCCACGGGUGACAUGGCGUCGGCGGUGACGCUGGUAAUGGGAAAGAGCGAUUUUAUUGUGGCUGGCAAGUAUCGGUUGUUAAGGAAAAUCGGUUCGGGUUCCUUUGGCGAUAUUUAUCUUGGUAUCAACAUCGCUAAUGGCGAGGAAGUUGCAGUCAAAUUGGAGAACGUGCGUGCCCGCCAUCCACAAUUGCUAUAUGAGUCCAAAUUAUAUAAAAUAUUGCAUGGUGGCAUAGGAAUACCGCAUAUACGUUGGUAUGGAACCGAACGCGAAUACAAUGUCCUUGUUAUGGAUCUCUUGGGACCAUCCCUUGAAGAUCUUUUUACUUUUUGUUCGCGAAGGUUUACAAUUAAAACAGUUUUAAUGUUGGCGGACCAGAUGAUUGGCAGAAUCGAAUUUGUCCAUUGUAAACACUUUAUUCACAGAGACAUAAAGCCGGAUAAUUUUUUAAUGGGCAUCGGGCGUCAUUGUAAUAAGCUAUUUCUCAUAGAUUUUGGACUAGCCAAAAAAUAUAGAGAUAGCCAGUCGAGAAUGCAUAUAGUCUAUCGAGAAGAUAAAAAUUUAACAGGCACAGCAAGGUAUGCAUCUAUCAACGCUCAUUUAGGCAUUGAACAAAGUCGUCGAGAUGAUAUGGAAUCACUUGGAUAUGUACUUAUGUACUUUAAUCGAGGAUCAUUGCCUUGGCAAGGUCUCAAAGCUGCAACUAAAAAACAGAAGUACGAAAAAAUCAGUGAAAAGAAAAUGUCCACGCCUGUAGAAGUUUUAUGCAAGGGAUUUGCUGCCGAAUUUGCAAUGUAUCUAAAUUAUACACGAGGAUUACGCUUCGAAGAGAGCCCAGAUUAUAUGUAUCUACGUCAACUUUUCCGUAUACUUUUCCGUACGUUAAAUCAUCAAUACGACUAUACAUUUGACUGGACAAUGUUAAAGCAGAAAGUAGCAACCUCCAGCCUCAAUGUCAAUGGCGGAACAUCUGGAGGUACACACGGUCGAGUUCUUGAAGGCAUUCAAGCACAAGUACAAUCUGCGAUUCAGCCACCUGCUAAAACUAACGCUCAAACAGGAGCACGUUAAAGCUGUGGAAUUUUACUAUCAUCAACCCCAAUUAUGAUCAGAGGUAUCUCAAUCAAGGUGCACAACUUGAUCUAAAUUUUUGUCCGAAGAGUUAAAUCAAGCGGCUCUCUAAGUCCAAAGAGAGAAAACGAAUGACCGCGAUGGAACUUCGGAGUUUAUAACAGUGGUGAAAUAUAUAGAUUGCACGAUUAUGGAUGGAAAAACAACAAAACAUUACAGUGAUUUAACCCUUUUAGACUUGUUGGUAUUAUGCAUGUAUCAUCAAGUUGAUUUUAUUUAUUCAUUUUUCCUUCAUUAUUUGAUUGCCUUCACAUAGAAAAUGUAAAAAAGAAAACAAACAAACAUGCUAUCAAAGGGUUAAGUACUUAGAGUUUCGAUCGAACCAUCUCUCUCUCUUUGAGUUAAGCAUCAAUGCAAAAUUGACUAAACAUGGCUUGUCCCAUUAUUUUGAUAUCUGGUUUAUCAUUGAUUAUCAUUAAAAUAAAGAUAUUGAUUACCCGAAGAUUUUGUUAGAAAGUGCACAUAUAUGAGAAUCCAUUGCGUACUUUUCAAGGAAAGAAGGAGAGAAUAUCUUAUUCUUAUGAGACCACACUUAAACGAUCGCUAGAGUAAAUCGUAAUAAAAAUUUUGUAUUUACUCUAUAAAUAGAAAACAAAUACAAAAAUGGCCGAAAAUUUAUUUUGCAAAAUCACAAAAGCAUUAAUUUGUGUACUGACAAAUAAGUACAGAAAUUGCUUCCUAUAUUUUUUUUUUGUUCCCAAUAUGUAAUACGAAUAUAGUGUGAGUGGGCUUUUGCGAGAAAUGUUAAUAUUUUUCUUACCUCAAAUAAUAUGUCAAUAGAAUUGUACUAAAAUACAUUAAUGUUAAGACAACAAUAGUUGCAUAUUUUCUUGAGAUAUGCUAUACGAUUUCAAUUAGAGGCAAAACAAAAGGAUAUUAACUUUUUCAACAUUUUUAUCGUUUGCUCUCUUUCUUUCUAUCAUCGGCGUAUUUGACCGACAACAACAGUGAUAUAUAACGGUAUUACUGUAAAAAAAAAAA